AAGAAAGAAAGAAAGAAAGAAAGAAAGAAAGAAAGGAAAGGAAGGAAGGAAAGCUCAUCACAUCAUAAUCUGGGAUCAUUUAUUCUUUUCCACGUUUGUUUCUGAACAACUGAAGGUUUGAGCAGCAGGUCUGGGAAUGCGCCGCAGCUCGUUUCGGUUUCAUCCAGGGUGGAUUUUCCUUUCGUGUCUGCUGGGAAACAUCUGUCGCAGUCGCGUUUUUUGAUGGAUUUCUAAUCAUCCGACUGAUUACUGGAGGGAUUAAAGGACUGUUUGAGGAAGGAGAGCCGCACAUGCCGUCCAUGAUGUGACUGCGACGCUUUAAUCCAAAGAAAGAAAAAAAUGCGUCCCAGCUGCGUCUUUGCGCAGAACUGAAUAGAUUUAUUUUAAUCAUCCCAGCGGAGCGGUUUGAGUUGAGGGAGAAGAGCACCAUGUCGGCGGUGAUGAUCACCCGAAAGGUGCGGAAAUGGGAGAAGCUGCCGGGGAAGAACACGUUCUGCUGCGACGGGCGGGUGAUGAUGGCCCGCCAGAAGGGGGUCUUCUACCUGACCCUGUUCCUCAUCGUCGGGACCUGCUCCCUGUUCUUCGCCUUCGAAUGCCCUUACCUGGCUGUCCACCUGUCUCCUGCCAUUCCGGUUUUCGCCAUCAUCCUCUUCCUGUUCGUCAUGGCCUUCCUCCUGAGGACGAGCUUCAGCGACCCGGGYGUUCUGCCGCGGGCGCUGCCAGAGGAGGCCAGCUUCAUCGAGAUGGAAAUCGAGGCUGCUAAYGGAAACGUCCCAGCUGGACAACGACCCCCACCUCGAAUCCGCAACGUCCAGAUCAACAACCAGAUCGUCAAGCUGAAGUACUGCUACACCUGCAAGAUCUUCAGACCGCCGCGAGCGUCUCACUGCAGCAUCUGUGACAACUGCGUCGACCGUUUUGAUCACCACUGUCCAUGGGUGGGCAACUGCGUGGGCAAGAGGAACUACAGAUACUUCUACCUGUUCACCCUGACCCUGUCCCUGCUCACCAUUUACAUCUUCACCUUCAACAUCGUCCACGUCGUCAUGCGCUCAGUUGAUCAAGGCUUUUUGAACACAUUGAAGGAAACACCUGGAACGGUGCUGGAGGUGCUGGUGUGCUUCUUCACCCUGUGGUCAGUGGUGGGACUGACCGGCUUCCACACCUACCUGAUCUCCCUCAACCAGACCACCAACGAGGACAUUAAAGGGUCCUGGUCGGGCAAGAACAGAAUCCAGAACCCGUACAGCCACAAGAACAUCAUCAAAAACUGCUGCGAGGUCUUGUGCGGACCGACGUACCCGAGUGUCCUGGACAGACGGGGAAUGAUGCAAGAGGACUCGCCUGUUUUUGCAAACGGGGAAGCUCCCUCCUCCUUUAACAACCCGAUUCCACAAACCACGAAAACCACCGCUCCACUCAUCCCUAACGAGCACACGCCUGAAGAAGUCAAACCGAGCAUCGCUUUCGCCUCAGAGAAGAGCCCCUCCUCCAGGGAGAAGAGCCCCUCCCCUAAAGAGGAGCACCCACCGUCGCCGAAGCUUCCACCUUUGGCUUCGCCCGAGACCGACGCGGAGACGUCCAUCGCCAAGACCCAUUAGGUGCAGGAGGUGGGCGGCUCCGGGUCAGAGGCUGCUCUUCCAGCGUCUCGUCACGAGCUGAGACAUUGAUAAUCAAAGUCUGAUUGUGGUGAGUUGAGAUUGGAGCCUCUGCUGGCGCUCCUCCAAACUCCUCCUCCCAGCAGCCACUGCAGAGCUGUUUGACUGACAUUUAACUCCWGGUGGAGGAGGAGUGGUGUUAAAAUGGAAAGUCAGCAGUUUCCAGUCUCCUGAACACUGACUGCACGGAGAAGAAACAGAGGAAAUGAUGCCAGGAGACUUUGCACUGACCGUCAGUACAUUUGACACUAUAUGACAUUUAUUGCAGGAGGCCAGCUUAGAUAAAGCAUUCUGAAGGGUAAGAUUCCUGGAUGUGUGUAAAUACAUUCAUUGUUGUACAUACUUUACAUACCCUAUGCAAACCACAUGAAGGCUGGACAAGCAGCUUUGUAAAAAGUGGGUAUAAACAAGUAUAACCUCUGUAAGUACACGCGAUGUCCAGGCAGGAGGAGAGCGUGUAAAUCCUUUGCUGAUCGAACUCCUUCCAUGCAAAAUCUUUUGUCUUCUGAUGUUGCUGCAUUCAGUACUGUUCUAACUUGUGUGCAUCUUUUUUUUAAUCAAAUUCCUCUGUAGUAACUGUUGUCUUUCCAUUUUAUUUUAUUUUUUAUAAAAGCAAGGAUGAUGUUGGCGCUCUGUUUAAAAUAGAUCUUCAGGUGACGUUGAUCCUCUGACUGAGAAUGAAGGAAAAAGGCCUGAUGAGUGUAGGACACUCAUGGUAACAGUGCCUUACUGAAAAGUUGCGCUAACUUUAGCGGCUCAAGACCAAACAAAAGAAAAGCUCUUCUGACAGUGUUAAACAAAGGAAAACAAAGCUAAUCUAACAUUUGAUAAUUAAAAUACUGAUGUGACUUUCUGUUAAAAAAGUAUAACAAGUUUUUUUUUUACUGACAGUUGAAGGAUUGGUGCCACUCUUUUGCUCUUUACGUUUUACAAGAAGUCGAUUGGGUUAGCCGAGCAUAGCUAGGGCUCUUUUUGUUCAAAGUAAAACCAUUUACCAGCUUGAAUGAAUGUGUUUUUAAAAGUUACAAAUUGGUAAUAAGAUUUAAAGGUGCUAGCAAGUGCUCAACUUUAAAUAAGCAAAACAGGYCCCUGCUUUGUUUUCACUAGUUGUGCUAAGCUAACUAACUAGCUGCUUAGCUUAGCAUAACAUGAAAACAUGGAGAUGUAUCCUGAUGCAUCUCAGUAAUCCAAAGAGGAAAAAAAAUCUCUCCAAAAAAAAAAACAAAACUAAUUAUCUGCUAAAAUAAAUGUUGUGCAUAAUACAAGUUACAGAUUGUUUUUGAGAUUUAAAGGGUGGCAGGCRUUUAAACAAAAGAGGCCUAAUUUUCUCACUCCGUGUUUUCACUUGUACUAAGCUAACGAGUUGCUUUGCUUAGUAUAACAUGAAAACAUGCACGGCCUGACACAGCCAAAAGAAAAUAAUUUACCAGCUUAAAUAAAUGUUAUGCACAUAAUACAAACUUACAACUUUUAAUGAGAAUUAAAUGUGGAUGGCAAGUGUUUGAAUAUUAAGAGGACUGGCUCCGUUUUUACUUGAGCUAAGCUAACUAACUAGCUACUUAGCUUUAGCUUAGCUCAGCAUAACAUGAAAACAUGCAGAGACAGCUAGCCUCUUUCUGUCCAAAAGAAAACUAAUUACCAGCUUAAAUAAAUGCUUUAUGUGUAAUUUCAUUUUGCUGAUGAGAUUUAAAGGUGCUGGCAAGUGUUUAGCCCUAAACAACAAGCCUAGCUUUCUUGCUCCCUGUUUCCACUUGUUGUGCUAAGCUAACUAACUAGCAGCUGCAUCCUAAACCCAAGUCCAGUGGUGUUAAUCUUUUUUAUUUAACUGCCAGUAAGAAACCAAAUAUAUUUAAAUAUCCCCUCAUCCACUUUUAGAAGCCUUUUAAAAUGCUUCAAUUUCAGUAAGUUUCUAUUAAAAAUGAAACAACUCAAACUAAAGAUAAUCACYCCUUUGCUAAAGUGGUCACAGCAGCCUGUAGUGAGUGGAUUUUGCUGUCAUGGGGUAAAACUGGAGGGCUGCUUUCUAAGGAAGUUUCAAAGCAAAACUAUGACUGUACAUUUAUCUAGUAGUUGAUGUGAAACGAUUGAUUGAAAAUGAAUGAGAGAAGUAAGCGUGAUUUGUUAGGAUCAGCGUUCCUGCAGAUCAUAGCAGAGCAAAACUUCCUGAAAACCUCUCUUGUUUUUUUCCAUCCUCCUCUUCUAAAUUAAAAAUUUCCUCUCAUGUCAUUCACGUCUUUGCUUUGGCGGUUGCUCCUGCGUGGCACUCAGCCGACCGUGACAGGCUUGUUAUCACAGAAAAGAAAAGGAUAAUUACUAUUCAGUUUAUUUAAAGUGCUCCAAAAUGGGAAAUAAGAGAAGUCCAGCUAAUUCUUAGUAUUUAGAAGGUGUUAGCGGAUAGCAAGAGUUUGUGCUUGUGGUUGUGUUGUAUGCAAGACAGAGUUUGUGUUUGUGAGUCUUGUUUAGACAUCCAGUAUAGUAUUUGAGAAAUCUGCCUAAUGAGAGCAAACCCAGCUGCUCGUUAAUCUCUUAAAAGCUCACUAUUAAUUAAACUUCAACACUUUCAGACUGAGUUUAGUUUAAAAUGCAGUCCAGAAAAUUUACAAACUGAAGUUGAUAAAUGCAAAUUGUUUUAAGAAAAGAAAUGCUCAUUUAUUAAGUUUUAUUCAAGAAAUUGUUUACAUUUAUAACGCUGAAUUUAGGAAAUUUUGUGCAAUGCCAAACAAAUAACAGAUUAUCCAAAAUGUUGCCAAAGUGUGGCAGUAUUGUUUUUGUGUGUUUCUGUUUGGGAAAACCAUUUAGAAAAAUAGUUUAAUCACUUGUAAAAAUAUUUAAAAAAAUGUUUUAAAGCUGGACUACUUGUUUUGUCAAAGGUAUUUGAAGAACUUUGCGUGAAGAAGCAGGAAUGUAGGUUAUUUGAUGAAAGCGUUUGUGUUUUUAAAGCACAUUUUUACGAGACGGAUGAACAUUUUAAGUUUAUGCUGAAGGUUUGAACUCUUGUAAUUAUGAAUCUUGUGUUAAAACCGUGAUCGGAUCUGAAUGCUCCGAUCAUUCUCUUACGUUGUACACAGCUUCAGUGAAAUACUUAUUUAUAUUCACUUUGUUUGGUAUCAACACUGUGAUUACAUGGAUUUCAUUUCAUUUAAUUUACUUCACUUCUUUUUACAUGAUUGUGUCCAAUAAAUAAACAUUGUUGUCUUAAUA
This is a messenger RNA of Austrofundulus limnaeus, 4859 nucleotides long. RefSeq names its product zDHHC palmitoyltransferase 9 (gene zdhhc9). Gene Ontology annotation, biological process: protein targeting to membrane; peptidyl-L-cysteine S-palmitoylation. Lineage: Eukaryota; Metazoa; Chordata; Actinopteri; Cyprinodontiformes; Rivulidae. Gene Ontology annotation, molecular function: protein-cysteine S-palmitoyltransferase activity. The record is from RefSeq and is a predicted model, not a curated record. The transcript is spliced from 9 exons. The coding region runs from base 429 to 1601 and encodes 390 amino acids. Gene Ontology annotation, cellular component: endoplasmic reticulum; Golgi apparatus.